Pyricularia oryzae 70-15 is the source of this 615-nucleotide messenger RNA. RefSeq lists its product as uncharacterized. The transcript has 4 exons. The record is from RefSeq and is a predicted model, not a curated record. The coding region runs from base 1 to 615 and encodes 204 amino acids. NCBI's taxonomy places the organism in Eukaryota, Fungi, Ascomycota, Sordariomycetes, Magnaporthales, Pyriculariaceae.
AUGGAAUUUGGUAGCGCGGCCGGAGCCUUGCAGAUUUGCACUUGGCACGGCGACGACACGAUUAGGCCGGACGUAGGACGCUACUGCCCACAAGCCGGUAUUGGGAUAUUCUGGGCAUACUACGCCCUCACCAACGGCGCAGGCCAGGGCCAGGUGCCGAAUAACACCAUGCAGGGGGACUACCAGGACCAGUUCUCGACCGACGCGGUCAAGGGCCUCGAGCCGACCACCACGGGCACCUCGCUCCGCAUCACGUACGGCAGCGAGUCGGGAGCGUGCGACGAUUCCCCGGCGGUGGUGGACGGCGUCGCGCAGGGCAACGCCUCGCACGCCACGUACUCGGUCGUCCAGCACAGGGGCUACUUGGUCGCGGAGGAGACGGGCAACUACACCCUCAACGUGGCCGGUAGCGAUCUCGUCGCCGCGUGGUUCGGGCAGUACGCCGUCUCGGGGUGGGACUGGAGCAACGCAGCGGUGGUGGCGCAGUCGGCCUCGGAGGAUGACGACGGGCGACUACAUCCCGAUGCGUAUCAUGUACGUCAAUGCGCAGGGCUGCUCGGCGCUCGGUGUCAACCUCACCCGGCCGGACGGGAUGGAGAUUCUGGGUGCGGAUGA